AUGGUUGACGCGUGUAAGGUCUUUGGGGAGAUGUCUUAUAAGGAUGAGGUGUCAUGGACCGUUAUGAUUGAUGGGUAUGCGAAAAAUGGAGAUUUUGAAAAAUCUUUGUUUACUUUUAAGAGGAUGGUGAUGUAUGAAGAUGUAGUUAUUGAUCAGCAUCUGCUUUGUAGCACAUCAGGUGCUUGUGGGGCUCUAAAGGUCUUUGAUUUUGUGAAGUUAGGAUUUGAGUUGUAUCUUCUUGUGGGAAAUGGCUUAAAAGAUAAGUAUUCAAAAGUGGGAGAUAUGGAAAGUGCUUCAAAUGUGUCUGCAAUUGGCUUUGAGGGUAGAAAUGAUCAAAUCGAGAAGGCUUUGGAUGUUUAUCUUGAGUUGUGGAGGCGGGGGAUUGAGCCCAAUGAGUUCACUUUCUCUAGCUUGAUAAAGGCAUGUAUUGACCAAGCUGCACUUGAGCGAGGGACCCAACUUCAUUCCCAAGUAGAUAGAUUCAACUUUGACAAAGACCCAUCUGUUUCUUCAGCUCUCGUUGAUAUGUAUGGGAAAUGCGGUCUGCUUAAUUAUUCAAUCCAUGUGUUUGAGGAGAUUGAAUACCCAACUGAGAUAGCAUGGAAUCUGCUAGCCUUCAGGAUUGGAAGGCUUAAAGAAGCUGAAGAAUUUAUCAAUAGCAUGUCAUUCGAGAGUCUUCUUGACCAGAUCAAGAGAGCUGGAUAUGUUGCUUUCACAGAUUCUAUCCCACUUGACCUGGACAAUAAUACAAAGGAGAAGGUUUUUCAUUGUCACAGUGAGAGGAUAGCUAUUGCAUUUGCACUAAUAAACAUGCCAGUUGGGAAGCCAAUCACUGUGAAGAAAAAUUUGACGGUAUGUGUGGACUGCCAUUCUGCAAUCAAGUUUAUGUCCAAGGUUGUUGGGAGAAAGAUAAUUGUCAGGGACAACAGUAGAUGUUACCAUUUCAAGGAUGGGUUGUGUUUUUGUGGGGAUUAUUGGUAA
Molecule: messenger RNA, 981 nt
Organism: Camellia sinensis
Lineage: Eukaryota; Viridiplantae; Streptophyta; Magnoliopsida; Ericales; Theaceae
Product: putative pentatricopeptide repeat-containing protein At5g52630
Biological process (GO): RNA modification
Molecular function (GO): zinc ion binding; protein binding; RNA binding
Source: RefSeq, a predicted model, not a curated record